AUGGAAUCCCCCCCUCCCCCAGAACUCAAAAUCUCCCCGCCGCUCCUAAACUCAGCAAACCCAUGGUGCACAACCCUCACCGACCUCCUUGCCCUCCACGCCUGCCCACACACAGGCGCCCUCACAACACGAACCUCACUCCUCGCAGGCUUCGCCCACAACGACGCAACCCACCAAUACGCCUUCUUCGACCCGUCCACCACAAAACCCUCCGCAGCACCAAACUCCUCCACCCCCGAAGCCCCCCGCUCCCAACUCGGACCCGCGGACGUCGCCUCCCUAAACAACCUGGGCUACUCUCCCUUACCCCUCCAAACCUACCUAGACUUCAUCGCCCAGCUCCCAGAGACCCCCAUCAAAGGAGGCCACGGCCACGGCCACCACCGCAAACUCCUCAUCGUCUCAGUCACGGGCUCCCCCUCGGAAAUCGCAGAAUCCUACGCCCUCAUAGCCUCCUUCUCCCACACGACAACCCACCCGCUCGCAAUGGAAAUAAACCUCUCCUGCCCCAACAUCGCCACCGCCGCGCCCCCGGCCUCAGACCGCGCCCAGCUACAAGCCUACCUCGCCGCCCUCCCCCGGAACCCCGUGAUUCCCAUCGGCCUCAAGACGCCGCCGUACACCCACCUAGCGCACUACGCCGAGCUCAUCGCCGCGCUACGCGAGGACUCCACCGUCGUCACGGCCAAGGCCCUGCUCAAAGUGCCUUGCAAGAUCAGCUUCAUCACCGCCGUCAACACGCUCGGCUCGUGUCUCUUACUCGAGGGCGGCGGCGGCGGCGACCCCCGACUUCCGGGGUCUGGACUCGGGGGCAUGGCGGGGGCGCCGUUGCAUCCGCUGGCCCUGGGGAACGUCAAGACUAUUGCGGAGUUGGUCGGGCAGGAGCCAGAGUUGUUACAUAUCAAGGUCAUUGGUGUCGGUGGCGUCUCGGACGCCGAUGGGUUCAGGCGGAUGAAGAGUGUUGGUGCGUACGCUGUUGCUGUCGGGACGGCGUUGGGAAGAGAAGGGAUAGAAGUCUUUGAGAAGAUAGCUACUGGACUGCAGAAACAAUAA
This is a messenger RNA of Colletotrichum phormii, 1053 nucleotides long. Its product is annotated as dihydroorotate dehydrogenase. Gene Ontology annotation, biological process: pyrimidine nucleotide biosynthetic process; 'de novo' pyrimidine nucleobase biosynthetic process. The coding region runs from base 1 to 1053 and encodes 350 amino acids. Gene Ontology annotation, cellular component: cytoplasm. Gene Ontology annotation, molecular function: dihydroorotate dehydrogenase activity. The transcript has a single exon. NCBI's taxonomy places the organism in Eukaryota, Fungi, Ascomycota, Sordariomycetes, Glomerellales, Glomerellaceae. The record is from RefSeq and is a predicted model, not a curated record.